Messenger RNA from Leucoraja erinaceus (little skate), 1338 nucleotides. RefSeq names its product cilia and flagella associated protein 107 (gene cfap107). NCBI's taxonomy places the organism in Eukaryota, Metazoa, Chordata, Chondrichthyes, Rajiformes, Rajidae. Bases 53 to 622 code for a protein of 189 amino acids. The record is from RefSeq and is a predicted model, not a curated record. The transcript is spliced from 4 exons.
GAUACAUUAUUCCCAGUGAGACCCGCGUGUCUAGAUACACACGACGCCGGGGAUGACAGAGACAGAGACAGAGAAUUGUCCCCGACACCUGGAGGACCGGUUCGGCCCGGACCCCGUGCAGUCCGCGCCGGGCUGGAGAAUCCAGCAACACUAUGUGAACAAGGUGCUGGUCGGCAACUGGGCGGAGGAUCGGCUGAAGUUCAUCAAGGGAUCGUGCUUUGGGACCACCACGUAUCGAGCCGAUUACAAGCGCUACCCGUUCGUGCCGGCCGAUGUCAAGGAGAAGAUUUUGAUCCGGCAGAAGCACAAGGGCGUCCCCCUUUCAGUUUUCUUCUCUCACCACGACAUCCCUCGCUCCUGGUAUCUCGUGAGUCAUUACGAUGAAGCAAUGAACAAACGGCCAAACCCGUGCCUGCCUCCACUGCGUACGUGGGAUAAGAGAAAUGUGGUUUGGCGUCCUGAACGAACAGAUUACCCAAUAAUAGCUCCGCCUACUAACUUUGGCCUCGUGCAAGAGAAGAUGGCAAAGUUGCACAACCAGAAGCUGCGACAUCAUACGAUGUACCAGAGUGUGUACAACGUCUCCUACGGGCCACACUCCAUUGCACACUUAUGCCUGUGACAACCCAACAGCAGAUCCAGGAUGCCCCAUUCCCACAACAUCCUUGCAUCUUCCCCAGCCCACCUAGCACAGCAACGGGGCAAGGCGGACCUUCAAAGGUCACGGGUGGAUUCAUCAAGGUGUUGUAUUGGAUGCACAUCGACCCCAACAGAAUGGACCAGAGCACGGAACUCAUGGACACCUAUCAAACAAAAACUAUCUUGAAAAUAAUAUGCAGUAACGAACUUCUGCCAUUUGUGCUGUGUGUUUGUAUCUAUGUUACUGAACCUGGAAGGAGAUCAUAAGGUCGUAAGGGAUAGGACCAGAAUUAGGCCAUUCGGCCCAUCAAGUCUACUCCGCCAUUCAAUCAUGGCUGAUCUAUCUCUCCCACUCAACCCCAUUCUCCUGCCUUCUCCCCAUAACUCCUGACACCCGUACUGAUCAAGGAUUUAUCGAUCUCUCUGCCUUAAAAUUAUCCACUGACUUGUGGCCUCCACAGCCGUCUGUGGCAAAGAAUCCCACAGAUUCACCACCCUCUGACUAAAGAAAUUCCUUCUUAUCUCCUUCCUAAAAGAACGUCCGAAAAGAUGUGGUAUUAUGGUUAAACAAAAGUACUUGAGGAACUCACUGAGUCAGGCAGUGUCUAUCGAGGGAAAUGUACUCGUUCCAGCUUGAUGGUAUUUUUAGGUUUAGAACAUGUACUGAGGUACAGUGAAGAGCUUUGCACUGCCUGCUAU